AUGAGUCUCGCUUCGCGGCAUAGCGGAGCUACGCAAGGCAGUAAUCACACCAACGCCAAUAAUACGUCCAAACCCGCUCAUAAUAAAUCAAGUCGUGUGGGCGGUCCCUUCGCCAGUUUGAUUUCUGGACGCCUAGCUUUGCCUCGGCAGUUGGUGGUACAGGCUAGAAAUGCUUUAGACAAUACCCCGGUGUCGAUCCACCUCAGUUUCUCCGGCACAAUUGGUCAGGGUACCUUCGGGCAGAUUGAAAAGGCCACUCUUACCACUCCGCCUCCCUCGAAGACUGCCGACGAUAAGUCCUCCUCAUCUGCUACUGCUAAUUCCUCUGACAGCACUGUAUUAUCAGUUGCUGUGAAGCGGGUGCUACAGGAUCCACGCUACAAAAAUCGGGAGUUGAGUAUCAUGCAAAAGCUCAACAGGCAUCCAAACGUGGUUAAAUUUUACUACUACUACUUUUCCACUUCGUCCUCCGCAUCGCGCACGCGGUCGAGGAAUUCGCAACAGCCGUGCGAAGGCGUAUGCACGGAUAUGCCACCAAGCGCGGAUAUGGAUGUGUAUUUGCAUUUAGUGCUCGAGUGCUUUCCGGGCAGUCUGUGUGAAUUGGUCUACAUGUACUUUCAACGCAAUAUGAGCAUUCCUCCACUUACUGUCAAAUUGUUCACCUAUCAAAUGCUCAAAGCUCUAGCCUAUCUGCACAGUCACCAAAUUUGUCAUAGGGAUCUUAAGUCCUCAAAUCUUCUUGUUAAUGAGCAGACCAUGGUUCUGAAGCUAUGUGACUUCGGCAGUGCCAAGGAAAUGGUCCCUGGAACAACUAACGUCUCCUAUAUUUCUUCUCGGUACUAUCGAGCACCGGAGUUGCUGUUCGGAGCGCAGAUGUACACUUGCGCUAUCGAUACGUGGGGCGCAGGAUGUGUAUUGGCCGAAAUGUUGCGUCAUCAGUGUCUCUUCACAGGCGCCGAUUCAGUGGACCAGUUAGUGAAAGUGAUUCGUGUACUGGGGACGCCAACGGCAGAAGACAUUGCGAGCAUGAACCCCAUGUACGAGUCUUACAACUUCCCCGAUGUACAAUCCUGCCCGGUGAAGCUCUUCUUUCCGCGCCACACACCGGCUGAUCUGCUUGCGCUCAUGUCCAGGAUGCUCGUAUAUAACCCCAACAAUAGGCUGCCGCCGAGACAAGGCCUCCUUGACCGCGCAUUCGACGAGAUUCGGGAUCUGAGAGCGUCUGGAGGUAAACUGCCCAACGGCAACCCCCUGCCACCACAUCUCUUCGAUUCCGACCCGCCCGAUCACUUGCAGUCGGCCGCUGGUGAUAAACCCUCCACCUCCACUGUCGCCUCUUCUGUCCAAUCCAAGGAUUCUACUCACAAGCAUUCUACCGAGGUUAAAGUCCGAGGCAAUGAGGUCUCCGGUAGCAGCAACAAUGGUGGUCAUCAAGAGUCCUCCAACGAGGUAGACCCAGGUACUGCUGCGACUGAUUCAUCGAAGUCGACGGAAGGAGCCAAGCAGGCUUCCGAGAACCCCACUGGCAGCAUCUCCUGA
This is a messenger RNA of Echinococcus granulosus, 1539 nucleotides long. Its product is annotated as Glycogen synthase kinase-3 alpha. Gene Ontology annotation, biological process: signal transduction; protein phosphorylation. Gene Ontology annotation, molecular function: protein serine/threonine kinase activity; ATP binding. Lineage: Eukaryota; Metazoa; Platyhelminthes; Cestoda; Cyclophyllidea; Taeniidae. Bases 1 to 1539 code for a protein of 512 amino acids. The record is from RefSeq and is a predicted model, not a curated record. Gene Ontology annotation, cellular component: cytoplasm. The transcript has 3 exons.